UUUCCCGUGAUCCACUUCGGGGGAGCGACCGUAAACAGAAGAAAGCGGAAACAAAGGAGGGUUUUUAAAAACACAAACACACCCUGGCUGUUUAGGUACUCAGGGAAUAAAUUACAGCCAUUGACUUUGCCAGCAAUAAUAUUGAAACUGACACGAAAGAGUGAGUACAAGUGAAGUGAGGAGCGAACUGCAUCAGUCAACAUGGCACUGAAAAGAAUACAGAAGGAGCUGCAGGACCUGCAGAGAGACCCUCCAGCCCAGUGCUCUGCUGGACCAGUGGGGGAUGACUUGUUUCAUUGGCAGGCGACCAUAAUGGGUCCGGGAGAGAGUCCUUACCAAGGAGGAGUUUUCUUUCUCACAAUCCACUUCCCUACGGACUACCCAUUCAAGCCACCAAAGGUAGCAUUUACAACAAAGAUUUAUCACCCAAAUAUAAAUAGCAAUGGCAGUAUCUGUUUGGAUAUUCUACGGUCACAGUGGUCUCCUGCACUAACGGUGUCUAAAGUUUUAUUGUCCAUAUGUUCAUUGCUUUGUGAUCCAAACCCAGAUGACCCCUUAGUUCCAGACAUAGCAGACAUCUACAAGAACGACAAAGACAAAUACAACAAAUUAGCAAAAGAAUGGACUCAAAAGUAUGCCAUGUAAAAAAAACAUCAAAGAUGAAAAGUAAUGUGCUGAGAUUUUUUUCCUUCGUUUUUAAAUGUCACAACACUCUGUAGAUUAUAGUAAGGAAUGAUUAGAUAAUCUAAUUUUAGGUAAUUCCUAUCAAACCAUACUGUCAAAAUCAUAGAUUAUUAAUCCGAGACCAUGUUUUUUGAAAGAAAGCAGAACUUUUUUAUUUUGAGCAGAUGAGAAAGUCUGCCAGUGGUAAUUUAAAAUUCAAAUGUCAAUGAUAUUCCCCAAACUUUGCUUCUUAAAACAUAAUUUUUAUUAAGUACAACUAAUUAAUUAUAGGUCAUAGAUCCCACAAUAUGCAUUCAGCAAAGAGCCUUUUCCAGAAGAUCUAAUUAAUAGUGCAGCAGGAUAACCUACUGCUCCAUAAAAGGAAAAUCCUAGCUUUACUGUGUCCAUGAGUAGCUAGCAAAAUAUAAACAAAACACACACACACUGAGCCAUGGGAAUGUUAAAGUAUGAAUACCAAAAUAUGUAAGCCAUUAUUUUGGCAUUGUGUUUAAAAGAAAAAUAAAAGAAUACUGACAGGAUUAUAAUAUAGAUUCACUUCACCCUGUAGUGGUGAUGUAGGUUUUUGUUCAGUUCAUUUGCAUCUUAUGAGAGACAUAGUUGAAUGAAAGAAUUAGUAUUAUUAAUCACACAUUGUAUUGCAGUUCCUGAAAUUAUAUAAUUGUUUUGUUAAUUUUAAUUUUAUUUGGUCAUCACAAUGUAAAUCUGUCAUUAAAAUGAUGUGCUCUUUUUCCUGGAGAAUACUGUAGCUGUAAUAUUUGUUUUCAGUUGAGUUUGCACUGGCACUCAGACCAGAUCUUUAACCCAAUGACACUUGCAUCUGAGGGUUAAAUAUGUUCUUUUGUUUGACCUCCAGUCUAUGUGUACACACAUUUUUCCUAUAGAAAGGGUUAAACUCACAUUUCAGUUCCUGUGCAAACAGUCUUGUGUAUUUGAGGCUUGUGUGGCACUUUUUGUACUGAAUUAAAGAGUAGUAUGAUUUUUAUCACGA
Messenger RNA from Monopterus albus (swamp eel), 1672 nucleotides. Its product is annotated as ubiquitin-conjugating enzyme E2 D4-like. Lineage: Eukaryota; Metazoa; Chordata; Actinopteri; Synbranchiformes; Synbranchidae. The record is from RefSeq and is a predicted model, not a curated record. Bases 202 to 645 code for a protein of 147 amino acids. The transcript has 7 exons.